CUGAGCGUCACGUGAGCGAGCGCCGCGGGCGCAAAGCACGCCGAGAGUUGUAGUCCCGCCACCGUACGGAAGCCGGGACGGACGUGGGGGGCGAUGUGGCCCGAAAUACUGGUGGGGGGGGCCCGGGUGGCGGCUGGCUGGUGUCCCGCGCUGCGGCCUCGCCUCGCCGCCUGCUUUAUCCCGCAGUGGACGCCCGACAACCGCCUGGCUCUCCAGCGGAGCCUGCACGCGACGGCGGCCCGGGCUCUCCCGCUCAUUCCCAUCGUGGUGGAGCAGACGGGUCGCGGCGAGCGCGCCUAUGACAUCUACUCGCGGCUGCUGCGGGAACGCAUCGUGUGCGUCAUGGGCCCGAUCGAUGACAGUGUCGCCAGCCUGGUCAUUGCGCAGCUGCUGUUCCUGCAGUCCGAGAGCAACAAAAAGCCCAUCCACAUGUACAUCAACAGCCCUGGUGGCGUGGUGACCUCGGGCCUGGCCAUCUACGACACGAUGCAGUACAUCCUGAACCCCAUCUGCACGUGGUGUGUGGGCCAGGCCGCCAGCAUGGGCUCCCUGCUUCUGGCUGCUGGCACGCCGGGCAUGCGCCACUCCCUCCCCAACUCCCGCAUUAUGAUCCACCAGCCCUCCGGGGGUGCCCGGGGCCAAGCCACAGACAUUGCCAUCCAGGCAGAGGAGAUCAUGAAACUCAAGAAGCAGCUGUAUAGCAUCUACGCCAAGCACACCAAACAGAGCCUGCAGGUGAUCGAGUCAGCCAUGGAGAGGGACCGCUACAUGAGCCCCAUGGAGGCCCAGGAGUUCGGCAUCUUAGACAAAGUUCUGGUCCACCCUCCCCAGGACGGGGAGGAUGAGCCAGAGCUGGUGCAGAAGGAGCCAGUGGUGGCGCCGGCGACAGAACCUGCCCCAGCGAGUGCCUAAGAGCUGGUCCUCACCCUCCAGAGGGAAGCAGAGGGGCCAGGCGCCAGCCCUUCCUGCCCCUCACCACUGGGCCUGGAGGGGCCCCUUGAGGAACUCUGGAUUUGAGGGGUGUCCCUCCAGGUGGGCAUCCUGGCUGAGACACUGUGAUUUUUAAAUUAAAUAUUUGUAGUCUUUGCUCCCA
Molecule: messenger RNA, 1093 nt
Organism: Vicugna pacos (alpaca)
Lineage: Eukaryota; Metazoa; Chordata; Mammalia; Artiodactyla; Camelidae
Gene: CLPP
Product: caseinolytic mitochondrial matrix peptidase proteolytic subunit
Biological process (GO): protein quality control for misfolded or incompletely synthesized proteins
Cellular component (GO): endopeptidase Clp complex
Molecular function (GO): serine-type endopeptidase activity; ATP-dependent peptidase activity; ATPase binding
Source: RefSeq, a predicted model, not a curated record